UAAAAUAAAAAAUGGAAAUUAUCCAGUUGGUUGGUGAAUAGUGGAGCAGUGGACCAGUGGUGAGUGAUAUACCAUUUGUAUGGUGUUUCCAAAAUUGGGUUAACCUACAAAACCACGUUUCACACAAAAUUCGUGUAGAGUACUAUUGUCAAAAACCCGCGUCGCCCAACCUCUCUUUCUCACGCGCCGCCGCACACACUCGCCGUGCUCAAUCUCCUUCAUCGCCGAGGUUUCUCCCGCCGAUCCUCUCAUACACGAAACUUCUCCCCCGGAAGAACAAACCGAAAAUCGAGACCAUCGAAGAUUAGGGUUAACAAACGUGGUCGUCACCGUAAGUAUAAAUUUCUAGUUGCUAUGGCUGCUACAGAAGCAGCACUACACUUUCUGUGUAGGCCAGUGCCAUGUCAAACUUAUGCAAAUUCGAGAUCAACUUCACCGUGUUCCUUUAAAUAUAGCGUCAGAAGCAAAAAGUACGACGAUUAUGGGUGCAUAUCUCAGAAAGGGAUAUUUCAAAAUUAUGUGGGAAGACGUGUGAUUAGAAAUAGAGAUGGUAUAUUUGGAGAGGAACACGAUAAUCGGUCGAAAUCUUUACUUUGCAAUUGCAGUGGGGCUGAAAGUGUUCAAGAGGCAUUUAGAGAGGAUGGAAGUAAAAGAACGGUGAAAGGUGUGACCGAGGAUCUUGAUGCAGCACAGUAUUUAAAACACGAUAAGGAUGGUCUUCUGUUGAAUAAUGAGUUGACGUUAGAUACAGCGAUUGGCAAUACAUUCGGUGGAAGUGGGGCCAAUGACUUGGAGGAUGAAGCUUGGAAUUUGCUGCGAGCAUCGAUGGUGUACUACUGUGGUAACCCUGUUGGUACAAUCGCUGCUAAUGACCCGAGUGACUCGAACAUGCUGAACUAUGAUCAAGUGUUUAUCCGUGAUUUUAUACCUUCUGGGAUUGCUUUCCUGUUAAAGGGAGAGUACGAAAUUGUUAGGAACUUCAUCUUGCACACUCUUCAGCUGCAGAGUUGGGAGAAAACCAUGGAUUGCCAUAGUCCUGGACAAGGACUAAUGCCAGCAAGUUUCAAAGUACGUGUUGUGCCACUAGAUGGCGAUGAUACUGCAACUGAAGAGAUUUUAGACCCUGACUUUGGUGAGGCGGCAAUUGGUCGUGUGGCCCCCGUUGACUCUGGUUUGUGGUGGAUCAUACUAUUACGCGCAUAUGGAAAAUGCACUGGAGAUCGUUCCGUCCAGGAAAGAAUCGAUGUACAAACUGGCAUUAAAAUGAUUCUAAAGCUUUGUUUAUCAGAUGGCUUUGACAUGUUUCCAACUUUAUUAGUAACCGAUGGUUCGUGCAUGAUAGAUCGACGCAUGGGUAUCCAUGGCCACCCACUCGAAAUUCAGUCACUAUUCUACUCCGCUCUGCUUUGUGCGCGCGAGAUGCUCGCUCCAGAGGAUGCUCCAUCAGACCUAAUCACGGCCCUCAACAAUCGGUUAGUGGCUUUAUCAAUUCACAUCAGAGAGUACUACUGGGUUGACAUGAAGAAGCUGAACGAGAUAUACCGGUACAAGACAGAGGAAUAUUCUUUUGAUGCAGUCAACAAGUUCAAUAUCUACCCGGACCAGAUUCCUCCAUGGCUUGUGGAGUGGAUGCCAAACAAAGGAGGCUUUCUUAUCGGAAACCUUCAGCCAGCUCACAUGGACUUCCGUUUCUUUGCUCUAGGAAAUUUAUGGGCUAUAAUAUGCAGUCUUGCUACUACAGAGCAGUCACAUGCUAUAUUGGAUCUUAUUGAAGCCAAAUGGUCUGAUCUAAUAGCUGGCAUGCCUAUGAAGAUAUGUUACCCUGCUCUCGAGGGUCAGGAAUGGCGAAUAAUCACUGGAUGUGAUCCGAAAAACACGCCUUGGUCUUAUCACAAUGGUGGUUCCUGGCCAACUUUGCUGUGGCAGUUGACUGUGGCGUGCAUAAAAAUGAAUAGACCGGAGAUUGCAGAAAAAGCACUCAAAGUUGCGGAAAAACGUUUAGGAAGAGACAAGUGGCCCGAAUACUAUGAUACUAAAGGAGCAAGAUUCAUAGGAAAACAAGCACACCUCUUUCAGACAUGGUCUAUUGCAGGAUAUUUAGUGGCUAAACUCCUCGUGGAAAACCCUAAUGCUGCUAAUAUGUUAGUCAACAUCGAGGAUGCAGAUCUUCUUAAUACCUUCUCUUGGACACUUUCUGCUAAUCCGAGGGGUAAACGUCCUAGGAAAGGACCGAAGAAGAGUUUUAUUAUAUGAAUCGAUUUUUUUGUCUGAACAUUGAAUACGGUGGGAUCUCUUGCAGAGUUUGUUCCACUCUGUAUAUGAUUAGCUUUGUUUUGAUAGUACAUAUAUAUAUUUACCUCAAAAACCUUGAUUUCUCAGCUGGAUGAAACUUCAGCGUGAUUUUUUAUUCGAUACCUGUUUCGAC
Messenger RNA from Erythranthe guttata (spotted monkey flower), 2425 nucleotides. RefSeq names its product alkaline/neutral invertase (gene INV-E). Lineage: Eukaryota; Viridiplantae; Streptophyta; Magnoliopsida; Lamiales; Phrymaceae. Gene Ontology annotation, biological process: sucrose catabolic process. Gene Ontology annotation, molecular function: sucrose alpha-glucosidase activity; endo-alpha-N-acetylgalactosaminidase activity. Gene Ontology annotation, cellular component: chloroplast. The record is from RefSeq and is a predicted model, not a curated record.